This is a messenger RNA of Fusarium coffeatum, 1293 nucleotides long. RefSeq lists its product as uncharacterized. The record is from RefSeq and is a predicted model, not a curated record. The coding region runs from base 1 to 1293 and encodes 430 amino acids. The transcript is spliced from 3 exons. Gene Ontology annotation, cellular component: perinuclear region of cytoplasm. Gene Ontology annotation, biological process: intracellular calcium ion homeostasis. NCBI's taxonomy places the organism in Eukaryota, Fungi, Ascomycota, Sordariomycetes, Hypocreales, Nectriaceae.
AUGGCAACCCCAGAGCUGGCCAUCGCAAAGGCUACACUCUCCGCCACGCUAUUCCGCGCCGAUCCAACAUCCCUAAGCCGUCCUUCAGUCGAAGCAUUCUUCUCGCUCCUAACAGACGCCCUCGCCCAGUGCUCGCGCCCCAACGUCCAGAAAUGCAAGGUUUGGAUCGUCGAAAAUGUUGCGCCGUCUACCGCGCGCACCACUGCGCUUGCCAAGUACUUAGGUGCUUUAUCAAAGAGUCUACAAGAUGACGGUUCGCGACCGAGUCUCAAACGACGCAGACUUCAUCUGUUGUAUGUUUUGAAUGACGUUUUUCAUCAUUUCGUUGCGAGAAAGGGCGAUGUUCAGUUUGCGAUGCUCUGGGAGAAAGUAUUGCCUAGCUUAAUCGCAAGCGCUGCCGCCUUCAACAAUUGCCCGAAACACAAGAAGAAACUUGCGGAUUUGAUUCAGAUAUGGCUAGAGAAGCAGUAUCUCAGACCGAAUGUUAUCAUCCAACUCGAAGACGCUCUCGCCAGUGGUGUUGCGCCACAAACCGAAGAACCGCAAGUUUCGAACGCUUCGAUUAAGCUCGCCAAGGACGCGCCCUUUACUCUCCCUUCAUUCCACGGCGACCAUUCAGUACCGUGGUACGAUUUACCCGCUACGACAUGGCUGCCGCAUUUGACGCCGAAUUCGACCAAAGCGAUGUACCCCGAUCAGAUUCGACCCAUUCAACUCGCUUCUGGACCGGCAGAUAAAGUUCUUGUUACCGCUGUGCAAGAUCUCUUAGGUGAGGUUGAGCGCAUGUUUUCCAAAGAGCAGAAAUGGGACGACGACAACGAUCUGAACGAGCUCGGAGAACGAGUUGUUCUCGAUGAAAUUACAGGUGAUAUUAUCGGAGGUCACGUAGCUACUCUCGAGGUCGAUCACGAAGCUCUUCACGACCUGCGCAUAAACGUCCAAGAGUCAGAGACUCGAGAAGUCGAAGUCCCUCGCAUAGCCGGAGUCGAUCAUACAGCCGCGGUGAACGCAGUCGACGUCGUAGCUCAAGCUACAGCCGAAGUCGCAGUCGAAGCCGGCGACGAUCAUACAGCAGAUCACCUACGCGCUCACCUGCACGAUUCAAAGAAGCUCAAGAUCGACCACGUCCACCUCCAAUCCCUCAACAGCCGCCACAAGGUCAUUUCCCUCCGGUUCCUCCACCAGGUGAUUUCCCAUUACCACCUCCGCCUCCAGUGGGCUAUCAAGGACCUUGGCCACCACCGCCUCCUCCACACAUGGCACAAGGUUGGUUUCCUCCUAACCCUGCCAUGA